This is a messenger RNA of Epithele typhae, 2262 nucleotides long. RefSeq names its product P-loop containing nucleoside triphosphate hydrolase protein. The transcript is spliced from 6 exons. The record is from RefSeq and is a predicted model, not a curated record. The coding region runs from base 1 to 2262 and encodes 753 amino acids. Gene Ontology annotation, molecular function: GTP binding; GTPase activity. Gene Ontology annotation, cellular component: mitochondrion. Lineage: Eukaryota; Fungi; Basidiomycota; Agaricomycetes; Polyporales; Epitheliaceae. Gene Ontology annotation, biological process: mitochondrial translation; ribosome disassembly.
AUGGUCGCCAAAGUCCUCCACGCUCUUCGACAGCGAGACCUGCGGGUCUGGCUACCUCAGCGGCGUUGUCAUAGGUGUUAUGCUACUCAUGCCAGCCAUGAUCCAUCAAAACUUCGGAACAUGGCCCUCGUGGCUCAUAUAGACUCAGGCAAGACUACCCUUACCGAGUCUAUAUUGCUCAGGUCCAAGUACCUGUCUUCUGCCGGAUCCGUCGACACAGGAAGCACCACCACCGACUUUCUUCCUGCGGAGCGCGAACGAGGCAUCACUAUCCAGUCGGCCAGCAUCCCAGUCAGGUGGAAGGAUUGGACUUUUAACCUCAUUGACACACCUGGACACGCGGACUUCGGCAUGGAGGUGGAAAGUGCCAGUCGUGUGGUGGACGGUGCUGUUGUUCUCAUCGACGCGGUGGAAGGUGUGGAGGCACAAACCAAAGGUGUCUGGCGACAACUGGACAGGUAUGACGUGAAAUCGCGAAUACUGUUCCUCAAUAAGCUCGACCGUGCAGGAGCAUCAUUUCGGACGUCCGUGCUUUCUGUUCUCGCCAAUCGACUGCAUCCCCGACCCAUGGCGCUCACCCUACCGGUCGCAUCUUUCAACCCCGAGGACUACGCACGCGCAGAACCAGGAAUUCGAGGAAUCGUAGACCUCGUCAAAUGGGAAGUGUGGAAGUACGACUCAGAGGGCGUAUCCUCCGUUCAUCCCCUACCCCGGAUUCAAGAAGAGCUCGAGGCUUCUGAAUUGUUCCCACCGACCCAUCCACUCAUUCCUCAUCUACUGCCUGCCAGGAUUGCGUUACUCGACAAUUUGGCUCAAGUGUCCGAGGAGAUGUUUGAAACACUACUCAGCCUUCCGGAAGACCCUUCUUCAUACCUCUCUUUGUCCGCCUCUCAAAUCCUCCCCCACCUGCGAGCAGCCACUCUGCGUAACGAGGUGUUGCCCGUGAUAUGUGGAUCUGCCUUCAGGCACGUCGGCACGGAACUUCUUAUGAACUACGUCGGCGAGUUACUACCAAGUCCAGCGGACGUUGAGAAAAACAACAAAAUCUCUUCAUCUAAUGCUCCUCUUCGCGCGCUGGCCUGGAAAGUUGGUUGGGAUCAGCGCAAAGGAUGGAUGACCUUCGUUCGCGUGUACUCAGGAGUCCUCAAGGCCCACAGCGGUGUCUUGAAUUCCUCGCGAAACGAGAGAGAGAAAGUCGGCAAGCUGAUGAUGCUCUAUGCAGCGGAGGCAGAGGAAAUCGACGCUCUUCCAUUCGGCUCCGUGGGGGCGGUGAUGGGUCUCAAGCACACUCGUACAGGCGACACCCUCACUUCCGUCGCAGGUGGCUCCGAUCACUCUUCUCUGCGCGAUAUCCUCCCUCCCCCUGCUAUGAUGUCCGUCUCGGUCCUCCCUAACUCGUACGCCGACCUUCAACCUGUUGAGAAUGCACUCCACGCAUUGGCCCGUACCGAUCCUUCAGUGCGGGUGGAAACUCAAGAAGGUCAACUGCUCGUCCACGGUCUUGGAGCCUUGCAUCUUGAAAUAGUGGAGUCGCGCCUCCGCGAAGAAUGGGCGGUCAAGUUUGAAUUUGGCAGACGACGAGUCAGCUUCCGGGAGUGCCUGGGACCUGGUGACAUUUCCAAAGUUAGCAACAUAUGGAGCACCGAGCUAGGAGGGCACGCCAUUAAGGUCGAGGUUUCGCUCAACGUUCGGUUACUUGAAGACGACGAAGAAGGCGACCGCUCUGGGGCGGCAACGCCUGCUAGUACGCUGUCAAGCUCCCCGAACACUUCUCUGGCGCUUUCUCGCCUGCGCAUCGAAGUCCAGGGCACCAAACACCCCAAGGAAUCCCAUGCCUCCGUGCUCGCAGGGGCUAGUGCCACUAUCCUCCGCAACAUCGUUCGCGCAGCUGGGCAAGGCAAUCUCAUGGAGCCGUUUAUUCGACUGAAGAUCUCCGUCGACGAAGGCUCCGUCGGACGCGUUGUAGAGGACCUGGGCGAGCACGGCGGAGAAGUGCUCGACUUGGAUACGGGAUCGGAAGAGGACACGGAGCCAUUCGUAGACGAGAGUGCGUACAUCCCCCCACAGUGGCUCUCGCCUACGACCGGCAAGGCGGCGAAGACACUGUUGGCACUCGCACCUCUCAGCCAGAUGCUCGACUACACGACAAGGCUGCGCGCGCUUUCGGGCGGCCAUGGCCUCUACUCAAUGUCGAACGACGACUUCAGAACAGUCUCGUCACAGCGGGCCAUCGAGAUUCUCAAGGAACUCGGGCGCAUGUAG